GAUCUUAUAAUCCACAACCCUAUCCGCGAAGCACCUCCGCAUCCUUCUCCUUUCUCUUCUUCAUCGCUCGGCAAGACCACUUUUGGGUCGGGUUCUCCGCGGCCUCGAUGCCGUGGUUGGCCGGAACGCACACCGCGAUCAGAAACUCCUCUCGAGAGAAGCUCCCUCCUUCGUCUUCGACGUCGUCGUCCUCCACCUACUUCUACUGUGAAUAUAUUAUGGCUGAUAAUUUUGUGUAAGGACAUUAGAGUUAGGGAUUUUUGGGUUUUCUUUGGAGAUGGAGGAGAGGUCGACGGUUUGAGAAAGAGUGGAGGGGAGAUGAGCUUUAUGGCGGCGCCGGGGGCGGAGGAGGAAGAGGGGGCCGCGGCGGCAGGGCAGAUCCAUUUGCCGGCGGAGGUGGACUGGGAGAUGCUGGACAAGUGGCGGUUCUUCGUCCUGGGCGCCGCACUCUUCUCCGGCGUGUCCGCGGCGCUGUACCCGGCGGUGGUCCUCAAAACGCGGCUCCAGAUCGCGCAGCCAGCGCCGCCGUGCCUCCGCGCGGCGGCGUCCAUCCUCCGCCACGAGGGACCCCGGGGGUUCUACCGCGGAUUUGCCACGUCCCUCGCCGGCACCGUCCCCGCGCGGGCCCUCUACAUGGGCGCGCUUGAGGCCACCAAGAGCGCCGUCGGCACCGCCACCCUCCGCUUCGGAGUCCCCGAGCCCGCCGCCUCGGCUGCCGCAUCCGCUGCCGCCGGACUCAGCGCGGCUGUCGCCGCCCAAGUUGUCUGGACACCCAUCGACGUGGUCAGCCAACGCCUCAUGGUGCAGGGCUCCGCCGCCGCCACCGCCGUUGCCAAGUACCGCGGUGGUGUUGACGCCUUUAAGAAGAUACUGUUCUCCGAUGGCCUCCGCGGCCUUUACCGGGGGUUCGGGAUGUCAAUCCUCACCUACGCCCCAUCCAAUGCCUUGUGGUGGGCGUCCUACUCCCUCUCUCAGAGACUAAUCUGGGGUGGCAUCGGCUACCACAUGGGUGGCGGCGAGUUGAGGCCGGGACACGGUACGGUGGUGGUGGUGCAGGGGAUAAGUGCGGCGAUGGCAGGGGGAGCUUCGGCGGUCAUGACAAUGCCACUGGACACCAUUAAGACGAGGAUGCAGGUGUUGGACGGCGGUGGCGAGAGGAUGACGAUUGGGCGAACAGUGAGGAGUCUUCUGAGGGAAGGCGGGUGGGGGGCAUGCUACCGAGGGCUUGGUCCGAGGUGGGCUUCCAUGUCUGUGUCCGCGACCACCAUGAUCACCACCUACGAGUUCUUGAAGAGGCUUUCAGCGAAAGAGGGCUUUCUUUGAGAUUAUUGUCUGAUCCAUUCUAACCCAAAGACAGAUUUUUCUGAACAUAAGUAGCGUAAUCUUGUCAUUGUUUAAAGUUGGACUUUUUGUUCAGAUAAUGGGAUAGGAAAGUGGAGGUGUAUGUUAAGGAGUGUUUUGGGAGGAUUAGAGUUUAGAUUUUAGUGGCAUGUGGAUGGAUGCAGAAGAGCUCUCGGAUUGGUCUUACAGUCAUCGAGUGCGCCUGGGUAUAAUGGAUGUGGAGACAAGGUGACUGUAGUCUCUCUGUAAAGUUUGCUGCAAGUGCUGUUACUGUGGUUGGCCUUUUUGAGUUGGGAAAUCUCUUGCUGCACGAGGAAAUCAGGGUGACUAGGCGAUCUUAGAUCAUUUUGGGGCCUCUUUGCCCACAUCUUGUUCUCUUCCUCUCAUUUUGGAUUGGAUUUGGUGAUGUUGUGGGGAACUUAGCUUGGUGAACCUUUGGAUUUAUCUUCUUAUUAUUCCACUCUUCCAUGUUUUCUCUAGCUUUGUGAGCCUUGGAGACGUAGGAUUGCAGCUUAUUAUUGGAUCUUCCACUCUUCCAUUUCUUUUCCUAUUAAUCUCUUUUUUAUAUUCUCAUUUCCUU
Molecule: messenger RNA, 1921 nt
Organism: Musa acuminata AAA Group (dessert banana)
Lineage: Eukaryota; Viridiplantae; Streptophyta; Magnoliopsida; Zingiberales; Musaceae
Exons: 2
Coding region: 319-1323 (334 amino acids)
Source: RefSeq, a predicted model, not a curated record